UCUUAGUUCAUCCAUCUGAAGCAACAGCGAUUGGAGAGGUAAAAUGUCUCCUCCACUCCUAAUCAUAGCCACGCUCCUAAACCUACUCUCCUUCAUCCACUCCCGUCCUGCCACGUCACUCCAACUCCCCCUCUCCGUUACAGUCACAGACUUCGGCGCGCUCGCCGACGGCAUCCACUACGACACAGCCGCCAUCCAAUCCGCCAUCGAUGCCUGUCAUUGCUCCUCUACUACCAAACCAUGCUACGUCACUUUCCCUCCCGGCAAAUACCUCACCGCUACCGUCUUCCUCAAAUCAGGUGUCGUUUUGAACGUCGAGGAAGGGGCGACCAUCUUAGGUGGAACGAGGCUGGAGGAUUACCCGAGGGAGUCGUUCAGGUGGUAUGUGAUUCUGGCGGAGGGAGCCAGUAACGUGGGGAUUACGGGAGGGGGAGUGGUGGAUGGGCAGGGGUUGAAAUUCGUAGUGAGAUUUGUGGAGAGUAAAAAUGUGAUGGUGAGCUGGAAUCAGACCGGGGCUUGCGCCGGCGACGAGUGUCGGCCGAGGCUGAUCGGAUUUCUUGGCUGCAACAACGUGACGGUUUGGAAUGUUAGGUUGAACCAACCGGCUUACUGGUGCUUGCACAUAGUACAGUGUGAAAACACUUUGAUUCAAGAUGUUUCUAUAUAUGGAGAUUUUAAUACACCUAACAAUGAUGGGAUUGACAUAGAGGAUUCGAAUAAUACAGUCAUUACAAGAUGCCACAUUGAUACAGGAGAUGAUGCCAUAUGUCCAAAAACAUACAAUCGUCCAAUGUAUAAUUUAACAGCAACAGACUGCUGGAUUAAAACAAAAUCUUCAGCAAUUAAACUUGGAAGUGCUAGUUCAUUCGAAUUCAAAGGUUUUGUUUUUGACAAUAUCACUAUAGUAGACUCUCACAGAGGGCUGGCCCUGCAGAUACGUGAUGGAGGAAAUGCAAGUGACAUUACUUUCUCAAACAUAAACAUCAGCACAAGGUACUAUGACAUUUCAUGGUGGGGGAGGGCUGAACCUAUUUAUGUAACUACCUGCUCGCGACACUUCAAUUCAAGACCUGGCACCAUCUCAAAUCUACUCUUCACAAACAUCACUAUAAACUCUGAAAACGGCAUGUUCUUAUCAGGUUCAAAAGGUGGACUACUCAGAAAUUUGAGAUUCAUUAACAUGAAUGUGACUUACGAAAGAUAUACAAACUAUGUUGGAGGAUUGGUGGACUACAGACCAGGAUGCUGGGGGCUUGUGAAGCACAGGUCUGCUGGAAUCAUCAUGGAACAUAUUAAAGGUCUGGAGGUUGAAAAUGUAAAUAUGAGAUGGUCUGGUGAGAAAGCAGCGCAGUGGGAUACUCCUUUUGACUUCAGGCCUUCAACUGUGAAUGACAUUUCCUUGCUCAAUUUUCAUUCGGGUCUAUACAGACAGCAAUGGCAAGAUUCUGAGAAAUCCUCUGGUUAACAAUGCUGCUUCUUUACUCUAGUUGUAUUCUUGAUUUUUGCACGAAAAGUAUGUCACCACAUCAGGUUUGGCUUUUGCUUUGUAAAUAUAAUAACAUAAAGGAUUCAUAAUUAAAGAAGGUGCGCCUUUGGCUGUGGAAAGC
Molecule: messenger RNA, 1607 nt
Organism: Rubroshorea leprosula
Lineage: Eukaryota; Viridiplantae; Streptophyta; Magnoliopsida; Malvales; Dipterocarpaceae
Source: the annotation of a GenBank genome assembly